Ricinus communis (castor bean) is the source of this 2781-nucleotide messenger RNA. RefSeq lists its product as uncharacterized. The transcript has a single exon. NCBI's taxonomy places the organism in Eukaryota, Viridiplantae, Streptophyta, Magnoliopsida, Malpighiales, Euphorbiaceae. Gene Ontology annotation, biological process: cell surface receptor signaling pathway. The record is from RefSeq and is a predicted model, not a curated record. Bases 624 to 2591 code for a protein of 655 amino acids. Gene Ontology annotation, molecular function: protein binding.
UAAAGGGCUAAUUCCAAAUUCCAGAAGCCAUCUGCAAGUGUGAAUGUCAUAAGACUUAAAAAUGAGACGAGACUGACUGGCUGGUGGUUACAUAUGCCAAAAGAACUGCCAUCAAAUUUCUCUGUCAGAAAACGUAAAAAAAAGAAAAACAAAAAAAGUUUGAUUGUCCAAGUCUUCCAUUCUUCUUCCUCUUCUACUUCUUCUUCAACUUCUUCUUCAUCUCCUCUCAGCCGUUAAUAAAUAGACCCUAAAAGAAAAUGCGUAUAACAAAACGCGUUUGACCUUGUAAAACCCGUCUACCAUAAAACCCAAAGUAUACAAGAAUAAUAAGGAACAAUCUUCCAUUUUAUUUUCUACAAAAUCAAACUUGGCAGCAACUCUGACAAGAAUUAAUCCAAAAAUAAAGAUAACCCAAAUACAAAUCCAGCUCAUCUCUCACCCACUCUAAUCUCUCUCUAUCAUCUCCACCAAUCAAGCAGCUAUGAUUUUUCCUUUUUAAUUCCCUUUCUUGCUUUUUCUUGAUCUGAUCAUCAUUUUAUACAUCUUUUUAUCAAAAUUCCUCUUCUGGGUUCUCUUCCUUUUUUGCAGUUUUAUUCUUUUUUUCUUUUUGUGUUGUGUCCGCCAUGGCGGACUUGGUGAAACAAAUAUUGGCAAGGCCUAUACAGUUGGCUGACCAAGUAAUCAAAUCAGCAGAUGAAGCCAGUUCUUUCAAGCAAGAAUGCGCUGAACUGAAAUCUAAGACUGAAAAGCUGGCUACUUUACUCCGACAAGCCGCUCGUGCCAGUCCCGAUCUGUACGAACGACCCACUCGCCGGAUCAUCGAGGAUACAGAACAAGUUCUUGAUAAAGCCCUUACCUUGGUUCAAAAAUGCCGCGCCAACGGCCUUAUGAAACGCGUUUUCACUAUAAUCCCAGCAGCCGCUUUUCGAAAAAUGUCUUCCCAGUUGGAGAAUUCAAUCGGUGAUGUCUCUUGGCUUUUAAGGGUAUCGGCUUCGGCUGAUGAGCGUGAUGAUGAGUACUUGGGUUUGCCUCCAAUCGCUGCUAAUGAGCCAAUUCUUUGCCUUAUUUGGGAACAGAUUGCCAUUCUUUCUACUGGGUCUUUGGAUGAUAGAUCUGAUGCUGCUGCUUCGCUUGUUUCGCUUGCUAGAGAUAAUGAUCGCUAUGGUAAGUUGAUUCUUGAAGAAGGAGGGGUUCUGCCUUUGUUGAAAUUGGUCAAAGAAGGUAAAAUGGAAGGUCAAGAAAACGCUGCGAGAGCAAUUGGGUUACUUGGUCGUGACCCGGAAAGUGUUGAAUACAUGAUUCAAACAGGUGUUUGUACUGUGUUUGCGAAAAUACUCAAAGAAGGUCCCAUGAAAGUUCAGGCGGUUGUUGCUUGGGCUGUCUCUGAACUUGCUGCCAAUUAUCCUAAAUGUCAAGAUCUUUUUGCUCAGCAUAAUAUAAUUCGGUUGCUUGUUGGUCAUCUUGCGUUUGAGACAGUUCAAGAGCAUAGUAAGUAUGCUAUUGCUAGCCAUAAGGCUAUUUCGAUCCAUGCUGUUGUGUUGGCGAGUAAUAAUUCAACCAAUGUUGCUAGUGAUAUGAAUAAGGUAGUAUCAGCAGCUACUGAUGAUGAUCAUAGCCGUAUUCCUCAUCCUAUGGGUAAUCAGACUCCAAAUCAGUUGCACAAUGUGGUUACCAAUACUAUGGCUGCUAAUGCAGCCUCCAAGGCGCCACAGCGACUUAAUAGUAAUGGGGCAAAUGUGAAGAGCAAUAGCAAUGGAUUCAAUGGUUUGAAGCAGAAUCAUCAGCAGAAUCAUUCACUUUCUGGGGUUAGCUUGAAGGGCAGGGAACUGGAAGACCCUGCUACUAAGGCCAACAUGAAAGCAAUGGCAGCCAGAGCACUUUGGCAUCUUGCCAAGGGAAAUUCUCCUAUUUGUCGCAACAUAACUGAAUCAAGAGCACUCUUGUGCUUUGCAGUUCUUUUAGAGAAGGGACCUGAAGAUGUUCAGUUCCAUUCGGCUAUGGCAUUGAUGGAAAUCACAGCAGUAGCAGAGAAAGAUGCUGAUUUAAGAAGAUCAGCAUUCAAGCCUAAUUCACCUGCUUGCAAAGCUGUCAUUGAUCAACUGCUCAAGAUCAUUGAAAAGGCUGAUUCCGACCUCCUUUUACCUUGUAUCAAGGCUAUUGGGAAUCUAGCAAGAACAUUUCGAGCUACAGAGACUAGGAUGAUUGCCCCAUUGGUUAAACUACUAGACGAAAGAGAAGCCGAGAUUUCUAGGGAGGCUUCAAUUGCCCUUACAAAGUUUGCCUGUACAGAGAACUAUCUCCACUUCGAUCAUUCCAAGGCAAUCAUACAAGCUGGAGGGGCAAAGCAUCUAAUCCAGCUUGUGUACUUUGGUGAACAUAUUGUUCAACUGUCAGCACUGCUUCUGCUAUGCUACAUUGCUCGGCAUGUCCCAGAUAGUGAAGAGCUUGCGCAGGCUGAGGUGCUUACGGUGCUAGAAUGGGCAUCCAAGCAAUCUUUUGUGACUCAAGAUGAAAUGUUUGAUUCACUGCUUCCAGAUGCUAAAAGUAGACUGGAGCUUUAUCAGUCAAGAGGUUCAAGGGGAUUCCAUUGAUUGUAUCAAAUAUUUAUCUACUCUUAGUAUGUUUUUGCAUAUAAAUUUAUUGUUUAUUUCUUUCUUUCCAUUUUAAGUUACUGUCAUCUUGAUGGAGUGUACAUACAAUUAGUUCUCUUCUAUGAUUGUUGCCAAGUAUCUUGCUCUUUGCUUAGCUGCAAGUUCAGUCUAUGGUUUUAUUCUUCGUUCC